UCAUAAAUGUCACUUAUUUCUUUAUAUACAAUAGUCAAUAGUCUCAUUAUCAUUGUCAAAUGUCAAGAUUGAACAUUAUUGCUUUUUUAUUUCCAAGCUCUGGCGUUUCCUACAUUUGUUUUUGUAAACAAAAUUAAUACAAAGGUGUAAACUAACAAAAAGUAUGGGUAAGGAUAAGAAAAAAGGUAUUAAAGGCAAUGUUUUUAAAGUAGCUGGUGCUAAAAGUUUGAAAAAAACAAAAGCUAAGGCAGUUAACCUAGGCUUAAAAAACCGUGGGAGCAAAAUGGCUGAACGGUUUUCCGAUUCACAAAUGCUAAAACUCGUAGAGAUCUAUCGAGACUACGAAUGUUUGUGGAACGUAACGAGUGCUUUGUAUAAAAAUCAUGACGCAAGACAAAGUGCGUAUAAACAAAUUGCGGAAAAGUUAAACAUUAGUGGCAUCUCGGACAAAGAUAUACCAAAAAAAAUUAAAAAUUUAAGGUCAUCGUACUAUCAAGAAUUAAAAAAAAUUGAAAAGAGCAUUCGAUCCGGAAGCGACCGAGAUUCUGUUUAUAAACCAAAGGUGUCAUGGUUUUCAAUUGCCGAUGGAAUUUUAAGAGCAUUUAAAAAUAAAGAGAAGACAUUUUCAAAUAUCGAUGAAAAUUCGGGAAUAGCUACUGAUACUGUUGACUUCGAAAAUAAUAAUACGGUAUUAGAAGAGAAUGAUAGAGAAGAAAACUCAAAUGCUGCGGAUGAAAUUAUUGAAAAUCGAGUUCAAGAACUAACCGAAACGUCUUCAUCUACAUCCACUGUGCCAUCAAAACUAGCAACGAAGAAAAGGGGCAAAUCAAAUAAAAGACAGGACGAGUUAAAACAAAAAGUUGUAGAUAUUGAUAAGGAGUUCUUAGAUAUCAAAAACAACCCAAAACCUAAACAAGAAACAGUCAAACCUGUCAGUAAGCCUGUUCAAAAGAAAAAGGACAAAAAUGUUACCAAAGAGGAAGUAGCGACAGCAGCUGAUCAAAUUGUGAAAAUGGAUAUAUAGCAAAAGAAAUAAAUACUUUGUUGUUAUUUAAUGUUAAGCUUAAAAUAAUUUGCAUAUACACAUUGUAAUUGUUUCAAUAAAUAAAUUUUACUAUAUUA
Molecule: messenger RNA, 1122 nt
Organism: Vanessa atalanta (red admiral)
Lineage: Eukaryota; Metazoa; Arthropoda; Insecta; Lepidoptera; Nymphalidae
Exons: 4
Coding region: 164-1024 (286 amino acids)
Biological process (GO): ribosome biogenesis
Source: RefSeq, a predicted model, not a curated record